Messenger RNA from Myripristis murdjan (pinecone soldierfish), 5480 nucleotides. RefSeq names its product UDP-GlcNAc:betaGal beta-1,3-N-acetylglucosaminyltransferase 2b (gene b3gnt2b). Bases 427 to 1614 code for a protein of 395 amino acids. Gene Ontology annotation, molecular function: UDP-glycosyltransferase activity; hexosyltransferase activity. The record is from RefSeq and is a predicted model, not a curated record. Gene Ontology annotation, biological process: protein O-linked glycosylation; poly-N-acetyllactosamine biosynthetic process. Lineage: Eukaryota; Metazoa; Chordata; Actinopteri; Holocentriformes; Holocentridae. Gene Ontology annotation, cellular component: Golgi membrane. The transcript has 3 exons.
CGUAUCCGUCGGCGAGGUGACAGAGACUGGAGCGACUCAACACGAAAGUCGACAUUUAGUCGCUCAAAAGGCGCGUGGACUUGUUGAAGUUUUCCGUGACACCUGAGGUGCGCGUGGAUGCUCCGCGUCGAGGUUAAACCCGGUGAAAGGCAAGUUGGAGUGGAGUUUUCUGUCAAGACGGACUGAGACCGAGACGUAUACGUUUCUACCACUGGUUGCCAUUUAACUACUGAGAGAAGGAACCUCAUUCACACUAUAAGGUUUGACUGUCCCCCUCCCCCCCGUCCUCCUGAUCCCUGGUCCUCACUGCCUGCUGUUCCUCAAGGCACUGGGCUAAGUAUGGGGUAAGAGAGCUAAGAGAAGACACCAGAGCGACACAAGCUGAGGACGCCCACAAGCCUGCACAGGUGGUGAGCGGACGUUGCCAUGGCGAUUCUGCGGAUGAGGCUAAAGGUUCUGGUGACAGUGAUGAUGGUCAACCUCUUCAUCUUCAUCAUCGUCUCCCGGAACAGCAACCAGGACAAACAAGGGCGCCACAAGGUUCGCAUCCCCAACAAACGCUUCUGGAGCAAACUGGCCCCCAACCAGGCAUAUUGGAACCUCCAGCAGCAGAUUCUGGAUUUCCAGCAUAAUCCCAUCCUAACCACUAACUCCUCCGAAAUGCCUGAUUGGCUCAACAACACAGAGUUGACCUCUGACCCCUGCCAGCCCCUCUAUAGGGUUACCACUCAGGUGAAAGACUAUAACUCCCUACCAGGCCGCUUCAAGGACUUCCUGCUUUACAUGCGCUGCCGCUCCUACCCCCUCCUGGUGGACCAGCCUCAUAUUUGCAAUGAACCACCUUACCUGCUGCUGGCUGUCAAAUCCUUGGCUCCGCACUUCGACCGCCGCCAGGCCAUUCGUCAGUCCUGGGGACAGGCAGGUGUUGUAGCCAAUAAGACUGUGGUGACUAUCUUCCUGCUCGGGAAUGCCACAGCAGUGGACCAUCAUCCAGAUCUGUCAGAGAUGCUGAAUUAUGAGAGCGCUCGCCAUAAGGAUAUCAUCCAGUGGGACUACCGGGAUUCCUUCUUCAACCUGACUGUCAAAGAGGUUCUGUUCCUGGAAUGGAUACAGACCCGCUGCCCCGGGGCUCGCUAUAUCUUCAAAGGCGAUGAUGAUGUCUUUGUCAACACUUUCCGCAUCUUGGACUUCCUCAAAGGCCUCUCAGGACCCAAGGCCAGGGAUCUGUUUGUAGGUGACGUGAUCACCAAUGCAGGGCCACAUCGCGACAAGAAGGUCAAAUACUUCAUUCCAGAGAGCAUGUAUGUUGGGACGUACCCUCCGUAUGCAGGGGGUGGCGGUUACCUUUAUUCAGGUGACCUAGCUGCUCGUCUGCACAACAUAUCGCACCAUGUGGCACUCUACCCCAUAGAUGAUGUUUAUACAGGCAUGUGCCUUAGGAAACUAGGGAUGGCCCCAGAAAAACACAAGGGCUUCAGAACUUUUGACAUUGAGGAGAAGUAUAGGUCCAAUCCCUGUGCCUACAAGAGUUUAAUGCUUGUUCACUCAAGGACCCCACAGGAGAUGAUCAAAAUCUGGGCAUGGCUCAAUAACCCUGAUUUGAACUGCCAGUAAUAGCUCAGUGGCAGCCAUUUUGUGUCUGGGCAAAUCAUUUUGGGUCUGACUAAAAUGGUUAAAAUUACCCAAAAGGGGACAUUUUCGGGGUGACUAAGUGGUACUGGCCAGUGUCAAUUCACUGUUCUUGAAAGGUGAAAAUGACCAAUAUUAUUUUAUUUCAAGUUGGGUCGUGACUUUAAAGUUGGAAACUUAAAGUUGUUGAUAAACUACUGUCAUGGUCUCUUGGGGUUAUUUUGCCUUGUGCAUUGUACCCCUAAAAAUGAGAAAGGACUGCAUCAUUCAUGCAUAGCUCCAUUUUCAAAAUGGCCACCAUAGUAUUUUUGAUGACAGACUUCCGUAGAGCCAGCUGACCCUCCUUUACUGUUGAAUGAGCUUCACCCAAAGUGACCGUGUCAUUCUGUGCGUGCACAUAUUUAUAUUAUGACUAUUUAUAUGAUCUUUAUAAUGCUUUAACACUGUGUGUCAGCUCCAUGAUGGAGCCUCUCAAUGCUGUAUUACAUGAGGAUGGAGACUGAGACUUAAGGUGUGUCCACCAGGGACUCUCUUUACAGCACUUUCUCACUUUGUCAAUAGGAAGUACUUGCUGUUCAGGAUAUUGACAGCUUUGAGAGAUGAGACUGGUUUCAGCACUCCUUGUGCUGAUGUUGUUGAGACUGAUUUUCAUUAGUUUCUUAUCAACAUAGUGAACCAGUGCUUCAACCAGUGCUUCCCACAUACAGCUGUGAUACUAGCCUAAAAAGAGGUUCCCGGUGGACAAAGGCUUAUCUGUUGCUGGAGGCUAAACUUGUGCUCCUAUUCGCAUCCACACUCCUGAAAGUAUUCACUUGUGCUCCACUUGCUCCAUCUCAACCCUAACCUAUUUCUUCUGUAAAAGAAUUGUGCAAAAUUGUUUUGUUUGUUUACUCUCCAUUAUGGCCAAACAAGACACUCAUAUCCAAAACACUGUAAUCAUUUUUAACGCUUUUUUUUUUUGAAGUUCUGGACUUGAAAAGUAUUAUUUUGUCAAAGUUGUGUAAGUUCCCUACUGUACGGUUAAAUUCCCUUUAAUUUGGGCUAUUAUUUUGAAAGAGAAGGCACCACCCUUUUUCACAUGGCUGACAUUUCAUUUUAGAACAAAACACUUCAAAUCAAAGUUUUGAAAUCAUGUGUCGUGUAGAGAGCACAUACUUUCAGGAAAAACAAGGAAUAGGACCAUAGCCUAGCUGAGCUCAGCAGGUCUGGGCUUCAUUUGACAUGGAUCGAGAAAUCCAAAUGCUGUCUGUUUCGCUUCAGGUUAUAUAUUCCACCCUCUCCAGAAAGAAACUGCUGGUAUAAAUGCUAAAUUCAUAUUUUCCACAAAAAGAGACAUUAUAUUUUCAAGCUGCCAGUACACAGCUCAUGUCUGUAGUACUUAUUAUAACCUGAUACAUUGGUGUCUGCAAGUGUUUGUUGUAAAAGUUUGCUUUACUGUGUUGUCAGUGGAUUGAUGAGACAAAUAUGCAUUGUCCAAAAAAGGAAAAAAAAGAAAAAAAAAAAGUUAAGCAUGGUGUCACAUACAGUGAGCAGCUCACGUUUACCGAAGUAUCCGUUAACUUUCUGUCACUGAUCACUGUGAUACUAUGAGACAACUGGCUCUGAGAAAAUCACCAAUCGUUUUAAAGAUUUCAUUCCAAAAUGUUACAUGUCUAAUUUGGGGAGGACAAUUAUCUUGUUCUUUACACAGUAUUUAAAAAAACAGAAAUGGUUACAUCCUUGGAAAAGUUAUUGUUUUACAAGUUAAAAACUCACAGUAUGUGAUAACUGCAGUAACAUUCAGUAAUGAAUUUUACCUUCAUUCCAGGAAUAAUUUUGUCAGCGUUUUUACAAUGGUGUAUUUCUCAUUUUGGAAUGAAAGUCCUCAUUUUACGUUAUGUGAAACGCUCAGCUCACUGCUCGCUGUUUUUUGUUUUUCACAGCUCUUGGGUCUGUCCUGCAUGUUAUGCAGAAAUGCUUCACACAUUUACUUUAUGUCCAUGUGAAAUAAUUUGUUUCUUUUCAACUGUAUGUGAGGCAGUAACAUGAGACACUUGACACCUAUCAUGGGUCUUUCAAAUGGUCCUGUAACAAUGCACGUUAACUUUGAGAGAGGUGACCUCCGAACAGGAUUAGAUGCUUACUUGUGUCAAGUUAUCUUUUUAACUCUCAAAUUCUUUUAAUUGACCCUGACACUGGUUAUUACUGUUCAAUGGAGUGACUUGGGCAGAGAAAAGCAGUGCUCAAGACCUUUUCUCCCUACACUUGAGUUAGAGCUCCCCCUGCUGGUCAGGUGUGUUAACUUUGUAGCUGUAGGACUCAUACAUAGACACUGGCAACUCAAUUAUCCAAAACUUAAUUCCACUGCUUUCUAAUGUCUCUAGUCUCUUCUGUGAUACCUUGACCACCCAUUCAUUAGACACCCUACUAUGGCGUUUAGCAACAGAUUUAAGUGUUUGUAUGAAAGACAGACUUGGGAAGAGUGAUAUUUGUAGAUAUGCUUUGUGGUUACGUUUGGUGCCAGAUGGAUGGGUUUUGCUGCACAUUACACAACAGAGAGUUAGCAGAAGAUUUCCCUGGUGCUGUAAAACCCACUUAUCUGUAGCCCAAGUAGUAUAAAUGAAGAAUUAUUUAAGUUUCUAGAGAAGAGAUCAGUAAAAAAAUAUGAAAAGGAAAGAGACAAAAAGGGGAAAUUGACCUGACCCAGAGACAGAGUAGGGCAGAUUUCACUCGUGUUAAAUGUUUUUGUCAAGGUGUCACCUAUUGUCUUUGUCCUUUCUGGUUCAUGUCUCCUCAAGAUGUCCACUGGGGUUUUUCACAGCUUAAAAACCUAACCAAAGGCAGGUUGCAUCCUCGCAGCUUGCACAUGGGUGCUGUUAGGGGCUACUUGAAAUGUUUACAUGUUUUAAACAGUCAUUUUCACUUUUCUUUAUAAUCAUUACUUAAGUCUGAUCUGCUUUACAUGUGUAUUCCCAAGCUCACUUUCAUGUGAUUUUGUCCUUACUGUCUGAUAUUUGUCUCCUCUUGCCUCACGGGUUUAGAUUCAACCUUUCUCCCUCAUUCUGCUUUGAAUCAUCAUUUGCAUGAGGUACUUUUCCUGUACAUAUUAAACGCACAAUUUAGCUGGAUGUUUUGUUAGUUUUUGAUGCCUCCCCCAGUCUCAGUAGCUAUGAUGUGUUACUGUCUUAGCUUUUGCAGCUGCUGUUGUUUAUACUACUACUCACUGGGACACAACAGCAACCAAGAGGGCAUAAAAGAACAUCAUCUUAUCAUUUACAUGUAUUGAAAGGUCACAUAAAAUCAGUGUUUUUAUAGCUUUGAGGGGAAAAAAAAGUGUCACUUUUCUCUGAGUGACAUAAUACAGAGUUUUGGUUCACUUUGAUCGGGAAACAUUCCCAGAAAAAGUAGCAUACUGGACUAAACAGGGCGGACAACAUGGAGUUGUCCUCUAUGUUGCUAUGUAGUUGUUUCAAAAGUGUUUAGGAAAAAUCCCUCCCCAUCUUUUCCAGUUAUACCACAGCCUUGAAUGUUACAAUUGCCCAGGCUGUUUCUCCUCUAUCGUCAUACAGAAAUGUGCAGAAAUUUCUGGGGAAAAAACUCUUGGAGUUAUUCGUAGUUACACAAGCCCUGGUAUGUACAAGGUUAAAUUUCACUGUAUCCUUCACCUAAUGUGUGUCUAUGUAUUUCAGAGUACUGUUGUGACUUUGUGUAAUACUUCCACUGCACUAAUGAGAGAUGACUACCAAAAUUGUGCCUGAUGUUUUAUCUAUGUAUAAGAAGAUCUAUUGCUAAACCAUGUUAAGUGUGAUUGCUUGUCUAUGACCUAGAAUGACUUGAUUGUUUCAAUAAAGUAUAUUUUGCUGUUUUUGUAA